Scomber scombrus (Atlantic mackerel) is the source of this 752-nucleotide messenger RNA. RefSeq names its product diphthamide biosynthesis 3 (gene dph3). Gene Ontology annotation, biological process: protein histidyl modification to diphthamide. The transcript is spliced from 3 exons. NCBI's taxonomy places the organism in Eukaryota, Metazoa, Chordata, Actinopteri, Scombriformes, Scombridae. The coding region runs from base 116 to 373 and encodes 85 amino acids. The record is from RefSeq and is a predicted model, not a curated record. Gene Ontology annotation, molecular function: metal ion binding.
UCUACCGCUGUUUUGUAACCCUGCAGACAUCAGCAGGCCUCCACGCGCGUUUUCAACACUAGUGGGACUGUUGACAACUUGUUUUCGGACACAGUUCGUCCAGGUUUCGGAUGAAAUGUCGGUGUUUCACGACGAAGUGGAGAUCGAGGACUUUGAGUUUGACGAAGACACGGAGACGUUUUACUUCCCGUGUCCCUGCGGAGACAGAUUCGCCAUCACUAAGGAGGAGCUGGAGAACGGAGAGGAUGUGGCGACGUGUCCGAGCUGCUCGCUCAUCGUUAAAGUCAUCUACGAUCAGGACUUGUUCAUGUCUGGAGAAAUCAUCGAGGCUCCGACGUCAUCGGAGAACAAAGUGGAGCUGGCUCAGUCCUGACCCGCCUUCUCUGCAAAACCACAAAACACUGAUUAUUUAAGAGAAACAAGACAAACAUCAGUUUUAUUUAGUCGAUUUCUCACUUUUAUUGUGAAAAUGACGUCUGAGAGAAGAAACUCUGACAGCUGAUUAAAAUUCUCUUCUUGUCAAACUUCAAUUUAAAACAUAUCUGAAAAGGCUGCGUUCAGGAGCAGCUGGGAAACAUCAGAGUCGUCAGUAUCUGAUAUUUAUUUUCCUUUAUUGAUGAAGAAAGGAAACAAACAAACAAACAUCUGCCUGAGUAACAAAUGAAAGGUUUACUUCCUGUCCGUUAAAAUGUUGCUUUGUGUUUUCUGAGAAAACAAAAUGUGUAAAAAUGUCUGAUAUUAAAAUGAUAUUC